Messenger RNA from Monascus purpureus, 465 nucleotides. The record is from the annotation of a GenBank genome assembly. NCBI's taxonomy places the organism in Eukaryota, Fungi, Ascomycota, Eurotiomycetes, Eurotiales, Aspergillaceae.
AUGAGACCUGACACCCACACCAAUUCAUCUCCAUCCCCUGAUACAGGCCAUGCUUGCAAAUCCAACCCACAUGAGAUAUACGGCAAAGAUAUAGAUCCGGAACAGCUCGAGUCCAUACUGGAAGAUGAACCCUGGGUGUAUCUAGCUCAUCCCGAUACCAAUCCAUGCUGGAAUGGUGGCAAACACGCAGGUCUCAAAGACACGCUCGUCAUCACCGUCAUCGAUACCUGCUGUGAGGAAGGCACUCCUCCACUCGUCGGAAACAUUAUCCCGACAGCCCACGUUGCGGAAUUAAGUGCUGGGAUUGUUGCGCCAGCUAUCGUUGCCCAGAAAAGGGAAUUCGUUGCCGAGAGCAUGACUGAGGACGUGUUUAAAUGGAAACAGAACGGGUACAUUGAUGCUGACGGCGCUCCUGUGGCUUGUGGGAUGCUUUUCGAGUCCAUUGAUAAGGGCGUGGUUCAAUGA